Molecule: messenger RNA, 1401 nt
Organism: Prunus avium (sweet cherry)
Lineage: Eukaryota; Viridiplantae; Streptophyta; Magnoliopsida; Rosales; Rosaceae
Source: RefSeq, a predicted model, not a curated record
UUCACCUGCAUCAUCUCCUCCUAGUCCAAUAGCUUCUACAGAGAAACAAGCAUAGACAAUCCGAAGCUCCAAUUCUGAGCCACUCAGCAGAGAAAGCGAGUCCCAUUGCCAGAACUUAGAAAACCACCCUACCAAAAAUUGCAACUUUUCAACAGAAAUCGAUCAAUGGCGUCAAUAGCCACCUGCUUCACACUUCCACCGAAGCCGCGUUCUCGUCUCCUGUUCAAAGCCUCACUUUUCCCCGACCGUCCCAAAACCUUUCGUCUUAUCCAAACGCCCAUUUUCCCGGGCUUUGGCGCGAAGUUUCGAGAAUCUAGGGUUUUCGUGCCGGCUGUGAAGGCAAGCCUCGACGCCACCACUGCAAUUAGGCCCGGCGGUGCUGUCGAGAGCGAUAAGUUGCCUUCAGAUGUGAGAAAGCGAGCAAUGGAAGCUGUGGACGCUUGCGGAGGAAGAGUGACGAUUGGUGACGUGGCCAGUAGGGCUGGGCUCAAGCUCAAUGAAGCUCAGAAUGCUUUGCAAGCUCUCGCUGCUGACACAGAAGGCUUCUUGGAGGUCUCGGAUGAAGGUGAUGUACUCUAUGUUUUCCCCAAGGAUUAUCGAGCAAAGCUUGUAGGCAAAUCGUUUAGAAUGAAAGUUGAGCCUCUGCUUGAGAAGGCAAAGGCCGGGGCCGAGUAUGUAGCAAGGGUUUCAUUUGGAACUGCCCUAAUUGCUUCCAUUGUUCUUGUUUAUACUGCAAUUGUUGUUGCUCUGUCUUCUGGUAGAAGUGAAGAUGACAAUCGCGGAAGACGGGGAGGAAGGUCGUAUGAUUCGGGGUUCAAUUUUUACUUCAGCCCCACUGACCUCUUUUGGUACUGGGAUCCAUAUUACUAUAGGAGGCGACGACCACAAACAGAUGAUAAUAAGAUGAAAUUCGUUGAAUCUAUUUUCUCAUUUGUAUUUGGCGAUGGUGAUCCAAACCAAGGAAUCGAAGAAGAGAGAUGGAAGUUGAUUGGGCAAUACAUAGCCUCUAAUGGUGGAGUUGUUGCAGCUGAAGAGCUUGCUCCAUAUCUUGAAGUAGAAACUUCAGGGGGAACUCUGAAUGAUGAAACUUACAUCUUACCUGUUCUUUUACGGUAUGAGGGUCAGCCUGUAAUAGAUGAAGAGGGAAACAUUCUGUACCAAUUUCCAUCCCUACAGCGCACAGCUUCUACUCCAAGGAGUGGAAGGAAGGAAUAUGUGGGGAGAAGAUGGGCUGAUUUUGUUGGAGGAGUUGAUAAAUUUUUCAAGGAGAAGAAAUGGCAAUUCAGGGAAACAUUCUGUACCAAUUUCCAUCUCUACAGCGUACAGCUUCUACUCCAAGGAGUGGAAGGAAGGAAUAUGUGGGGAGAAGAUGGGCUGAUUUUGUUGGAGGAGUACUGCUAG